Molecule: messenger RNA, 1008 nt
Organism: Stylonychia lemnae
Lineage: Eukaryota; Ciliophora; Spirotrichea; Sporadotrichida; Oxytrichidae
Source: the annotation of a GenBank genome assembly
AUGACCUUUCUGGGUAUAGUCACCUUCGCACUUAUGAUGUUUGUCUCAUACUUGAUUUUCAAGGUCUUCCGACUGGUGAGAUUUUCAGAUUUGCCAUUACUGCUUUCAGUUUUAUCUAUUUUUCUAAGUUUAUCUUAUGAUGAUAAUAACUACAUCAAGUCAUCGGAUAUAGCAAGGAUUAUAGACUUUGGAAAGAUAUAUUUCUUUUUUUCUGCAAUAGUAUUUGACGUUUACAAAUGGGUGUUGUUUGUUUUGGCAACAAAAACAUAUGUAAGCAUGAAGGAAGAUCUUUACCAACGAGAUAAAAGAAUACUUUUGAUUUCAAUGAUAAUAUCUUAAUUCGUUGUAUUGGCUACUUCAUUAGGAAUAAUCAUUGCAAUGUUUAUAGACCCAGGUAACACCAACGCUCAUGAGACCUAAUAUGUGUUUACUUCAGUUGUCUAUUUUAUUACUCUGGUUGUGUAUAUUACAGUUUGCUACUAGUUAGCCAAUAGAUUAAAGAGAUUUUAUCCAAAUUUCUAUGAAAAAGAAAAGAAUAGAACUAAGCUAUCAGAAAGCCAAGAUAACAAUAACUGGUAUUUCCCUCUCCACCAACUAUUCGUAAUCAUUCUUGGUUCUCUAUUUCCUAUUGGUUCUAUAACUUAUUCACUAAUGAACGGAAUUAAUAAUAAGAAAAAGGUUAGAAUGAGAGAUGAAAUUAGAGGCAUGGAAUAACAGAGACGCUCUACAUUCUCUACACUACUAGAUGAAGAUUCUGAUGAUUCACCGAAUAAAAAAGCUUUGGAAUAAUAAUUCAACACAACAAACAACAACAGACAGACAGCAACUGCUCUCUUGAUGUAGAAAAUCAGUUUUUACUCAAACAGUAAGAAAUUGAAUACAGGUAGUAAUAAGAAUGCUGGAAAUUCUCAGGGUAUGGGGAUAGCAAAGUCUCGCUACUCUGAAAAUCUUGGUGAUACUUAUACGACACACAGCCUAAAUUCAGAUAAUCUCAGUGAUCCCAUGUGA